Molecule: messenger RNA, 1657 nt
Organism: Toxorhynchites rutilus septentrionalis
Lineage: Eukaryota; Metazoa; Arthropoda; Insecta; Diptera; Culicidae
Product: deoxynucleotidyltransferase terminal-interacting protein 1
Exons: 2
Coding region: 106-1473 (455 amino acids)
Cellular component (GO): nucleus
Molecular function (GO): DNA binding; nucleosome binding
Source: RefSeq, a predicted model, not a curated record
GCGAAUUUUCUUCUGUUCCGUGCGUUGUCUAUCUUUGGGCAGCAAAUUUAUCACCUUUCCGACGGCGUAUUCACUUUUAACGGAAACCAAUUGUCCACAUCAGUAAUGGUAAUUCAACGAGUCUGGCGUUCGUCUUCGUCAGCUUCAGGUAUCUCUUCCAGCAGCAACAGUUCCGUGCUUACAGCUGGCGGAGCAACAAGUUCCUCUGAAGUAGGUCAAAAUGUUAGCGCGUCUGAUUCUGACGGCAGUGCGCCUGCCGGCGGUCAACAGCAAACCGGAAAUGGAGGGACUAAAUCGCAGCGGUCCAAAUUCAGUGGUGAGACUAUGCUUGAGACAUUAAAAAUGCGUUAUUCUGGACGGUCUUAUUCAAAUCAACCUCCGAACGAUGCCGCAUUGAAAUCCCUUGAAUUACUUCGUGCCAACAUUCAGUAUCUAUUCGAUAAGGAAAUCGAUGUGGUCAUUAAAAAAUUUAGUUCACUAUUUUUCAUUCCCGCGAUAAAAAAUAUCAAAGAGAAUCUGGGGGAGAGUGCCAUUUCCGAAGAAACUCUUAAAACCAUUUAUUGCUCACUGUUGGAGAACAGUAAACCGCAGUAUGUGGGGCAGAUAGCUUCACCAGCGGAAAACUCACUAUCGAGGGCAAACACUCCCGGAAUGGAGUUGAGUGACUCCGAUUCAAGCACGGAUAAUGUUGUUCCGUCCGGCACCACUAGCUUGCUCCAGCAAGCAUUGAAACGAAAGCUACCCGAGCCCAACCAACCGGAUACCUUCAAGCGGCAAUACUUUCUCCAAGGUUCGUCCAUUUAUUCCCAAAAUCAGUACUCCAUUCUGCAGUCACUAGGAAAUGUCCAAGGUUCGCUGCCGUACCAGAUUAAGCCGUCCGUUUUGAAUGCCACGGUUUACACGACAACAAUUAGCCCGGAAACGUUAUUCAUUUUGGAUUUUAAGGCGGGUCGAGCUUUAGGUGUGUCGGACUUCCGCGAGCGGCUUGCCAAUAAGCACCCGGAAAUUUUACGCUACUGUCCCGAUAACCAGGAUCGUGAUUGGCUGCUGCAACAGAAACAAAUCUCACCUCUCAACAGAAACGGACGCUUCUUCCUACUCGUCUUGGAUGAGGUGCGGAAGCUUGCCGAACGAAACUCCGAGUACGCCAACAAUCCGUACAUGAAGGUGCCCGAAUUGCAAGGUUUCAAGCUGACGGAAUUCAUCUACGCUAAAGUUCAGAAGCUGAUUAAGGAUAGCGCAGAACCGACGGUGAAACCAAUUUCGCAGAGCAUGACAACAGCGAUCGUCACGAGUGUUCAACAGAGACCCCGGGUAUCCUCACUGAGUUCCUCUCACGCGACACUGACGGCACUACUGUCCUCGCCCCAGCAAUCUCAACCAAGUUCGACGAUGGGCGAGGCGUCGAACGUUGGAUCCGCCGGAAGCCAAGGACAGGACGCGUCCGUGGCUAGUAAUGAUAUGAAAACAUGAACUGAAUAAAGUGGUUCCUAUUUUUCUUGGAAGGUCGAGAAGUGAUAUUUUAAGAUAGGGAAAUUGUAGACACUCGCUUGCGAUGAGGGCGAUGAGGAACAUAUCAAGAUUUCGCGUUACUAACAGUAAGCGUACCUUGAACUGCAAGUUAAGAUAGGUUAUUUCAGUGUACACUGGAUGCAAU